Messenger RNA from Penicillium psychrosexuale, 1476 nucleotides. RefSeq lists its product as uncharacterized. Gene Ontology annotation, cellular component: membrane. Gene Ontology annotation, molecular function: carbohydrate:proton symporter activity. Lineage: Eukaryota; Fungi; Ascomycota; Eurotiomycetes; Eurotiales; Aspergillaceae. Gene Ontology annotation, biological process: transmembrane transport; carbohydrate transport. The coding region runs from base 1 to 1476 and encodes 491 amino acids. The transcript has 6 exons. The record is from RefSeq and is a predicted model, not a curated record.
AUGACUGCCCCCAUUCAUGAAAUCGAAACUCAUCGCUUUGACAAAUGGUGGAAAGAUCUUGGUAUGCGCAAGCUACUAGCAUGGCAGGCUACCAUCCUUAUAUCGCAAAUGACCACUGGUUAUGAUGAAAGUGUGGUGGGAAGUUUCCAGUCCAUGAAGCCCUGGGUCAAAGAUAUGGGAAAUCCAGACUCAUCUAGAAUCGGACUCAUAACAACUAUUGUCUUCGUUGGGGGCUUUGUUGGUGCUCUGAUUGCCUCGCCCACAGUGGACUACUUCGGACGACGAGUAGCCAUGUUUGUUGGAGCAAGCCUGACGUUUUCGGGAUCUGUAAUUCAAACAGCUGCACAAUCAGCUGCACAAUCAGCUGGUAUGUUUAUUGGUGGUCGGUUUUUGAUUGGCGUUGGAAUUACUUUAACAUGUGUUGCUGGCCCCUCGCUGCUCUUCGAACUGGCUCAUCCGGCGACGCGUGGCACAAUAUCUUCUUUGUUCAAUGUACUUUGGUACGUAGGCUCCAUCAUCGCGGCAUGGACAACGUUUGGCACAGGAUAUAUGACUACCAGCUGGUCAUGGCGUAUACCGUCGCUCAUUCAAGGAGUUCCCGCACUUCUCGUCAUGAUGUCCGUUCUUUGCGGUCUCCCCGAAAGUCCGCGAUGGCUUUGUGCAAAACACCGCCCGGAAGAAGCCCAACGACUGCUUGCAAAGUAUCAUAGCAACGGCAACAUGCACUCGGCUCUUGUGAUCCAUGAGAUGGAAGAGAUACAUACCUUGUUGGAGGCUGAGGCGGCCGCCCAAAAGAGUGGUCAAAGUAGCUGGCGCAUUCUCUACCAGUCGCCGGCAAAUUGGAAACGAAUUGCCCUGGUGGCUACUGUUGCCCUCUUGACACUCUGGAACGGCCAGGGACAAACCGCAGGGGCUUUACUAGCGGACCGAAUCGGCAGACGAACUCUCUGGCUGAUCUCAUUCAUCGGCAUGAUUCUCGUCAACAUCCCAUUGACUAUAUGUUCGGCCAUGUAUGCCCAACAUGGAUCCAAGGGAGCCUCGUUUGCUGUCGUUGUAUUUCUUUUUUUCUACGAUGCGGCCUUUAAUCUGGCCAAUAACCCACUUCUUUAUUGCUAUCCGACGGAGCUUCUGCCGUUUGCAAUUCGGGCCAAGGGUUUAAGUAUUCAAGUGGCUAUCUCACAGGCAGCACUUACCGUCAAUCAAUAUGUUAAUCCCAUUGCACUGGAGAGCAUUGGAUAUUACUACUAUAUUUUCUACCUGGGAAUGCUUGUCCUCGGCACUUUGAUCAUAUUUUUCGUGUUUCCGGAAACGAAAGGAAAAACCGAAGUUGAGCUCGCCGCUCUUUUCGAGGAUCCCAAAUUGGAUCACACAGACCCAGUGAUGCUCGAGGGGUUGGAAGCAGCAUCCGAUCACUACCCAAAGCCCUGUGAGAAGAGUGCUGUGGUUACCAAGAAUGGGAUGUCGGAUUCACUGUAA